AUGGCUCCUGCAAACUCCGGGCCUGCACUGUGCUCCCUCGAAGAGUUUCUAUCUCAAACCUACGACUAUGUAAUCGUUGGGGGCGGAACAGCCGGGCUCGUCGUAGCCGCUCGUCUGACCGAGAAUCCUGCUGUGAAAGUCGGCGUCCUCGAAGCAGGGAAGAAUCGCAUGGACGACAAGCAAAUCUCCACUCCGUGUCUUUACCCAAGCUUGAUCGGCCGACCUGAGUAUGACUGGUGCAUGUCUUCGAUUCCGCAGCCGAAUGCCGGCGGAAAGACAUACUCCAUGCCGCGAGGGAAGGUUCUUGGUGGAAGCUCGGCAAUUAACUAUCUGAUGUACGUUCGGGGAUCUCGGAAAGACUAUGACAGUUGGGCCGAGAUAGGCAACAAGGGAUGGGGUUGGGAUGACCUGGUUCCCUAUUUCCGUAAGCAUCAGAUGCUCGAUAUCCCGGAUCCAGCAGCCCUGCCUACGGACAAGCAGUUUAUGCCACACGCUGCAAAGGAGAGCUUCCAUGGGAGCGAUGGGCCAAUUCAUACCAGCUUCAAUGAUUAUUAUAUGUCCAUGGAGGAAGACUUCUGCAAAGCGGCAUACGAAGUCGGCGGGAAGACCAGUACACUGAACGAUGCUUGGAGUGGAGACCAUAUGGGCUUCUACUCUUCCUUGGGCGCCGUGGAUCGUUCAUCCGACCCAGGAAAUCGGUCAUAUGCUGCUACCGGGUACCUUCGUCCCAAUUUGGAUCGAAAGAACCUGCGCGUGCUGACCGAAGCGCACGCUACUCGGAUACUGUUGGACGGCGAGCGCGCAGUGGGCGUUGAGUUUGCGCAUUCGGGGAGGCUCCAUCACGUCAAAGCAAGCAGAGAGACUGUUCUCUCCACCGGCGUCAUCCAAACUCCUCAGCUCCUAGAGCUAUCAGGGAUUGGAGAUCGGGAAGUCCUUCGGAAGGCCGGCGUCGAGUGCGUCAUUGAAAACAAGACCGUCGGUGCCAACUUCCAGGAUCAUGUACUCGGCGGUAUGCUGUUCGAUUUGAAGGAAGGUGUGUUGAGCCUGGAUGAGCUGCACAGAGAGGAGUAUGCCAAGGCGCAGCAAGAGAUCUAUGAGGCAACACACGAUGGUCCGUACGGCAGUCCAGGGAUGUUGAUGGGUUUCGUCAGCUAUGCAAGCAUAGUCGGCAAAGAAGGAGUCCAGCGGAUGAUUCAAGAGAUCCAGGAGAAGAGCCUGGCGAAGACUCCCUUCGAGAAAGCGCAAGAGAAGGUAAUUGUCGACCAACUAGCAGACCCGACAUUUGCGAACCUGCAAACCUUCUGCAUCCCAUGCCAGCUGGAUGUGAGCGCAGGGAGUGACCAGGUUCAGUUCUUCAGCAAGCCUCCAGAUGGGAAGAACAGGGUCUCGCUGCUGAUCUGCCUCGAGCAUCCUCUGUCACGCGGUAGUGUGCACAUUUCGUCAUCGGAUCCGCUCAAGCCACCAGUUAUUGAUCCAGGGUACUUCCGCAGCGAGUGUGACGCAAAGAUACUCGCGGCAGGUCUGAAGUGGCUCGAUGCUGUAUCGAAACAUCCGCUCGUCAAGAAGUCGCUUGGAGAGCGUAUCCUGCCUCCUCCUGAGAAUAGUCUAGAAACAGAGGAGCAAAGAGUCGAAUACGUGAAGAAUCACAUCUCGACGCAGUACCACCUUAUUGGCACUGCUGCUAUGGGUCAAGUGGUUGACGAGAGGCUCCGGGUCGUGGGCGGGAACGGCCGGGUCGUGAAAGGACUCAGGGUAGUGGAUGCAAGCGUGUUCCCCGGCCACGUUAGCGGAAACAUUAUGGCGACUACAUAUGCGGUGGCGGAGAAGGGUGCGGAUCUGAUCAAGCAGGAUGACGUACCUAGCUAUGAUGCUGCGAACGGAUACACAAGUCUACCCACGACCUGUCCUGCAUCCCCCCAAGCGCACGCGACCGCAAUGUCUACCCCGCCCCGCCCACGCCUCUCUGUGUCAUCUCUACGUGACCCUCCCGGCUUCGACGACGCUCUCUAUUCCAUGCGUUGCUGCCGCGGUUCUUCCAUGAAGAGAGGAUAUCUGGCAUGGAUACAAUUGCCACGGGGACCGCCUGGCGCCUGGCGCCCGGCGCUCGUUGGGCGUGCAGCUGAGGGCAAACCGUAG
Messenger RNA from Trematosphaeria pertusa, 2136 nucleotides. Its product is annotated as GMC oxidoreductase. The coding region runs from base 1 to 2136 and encodes 711 amino acids. Gene Ontology annotation, molecular function: flavin adenine dinucleotide binding; oxidoreductase activity, acting on CH-OH group of donors. The transcript has 4 exons. The record is from RefSeq and is a predicted model, not a curated record. NCBI's taxonomy places the organism in Eukaryota, Fungi, Ascomycota, Dothideomycetes, Pleosporales, Trematosphaeriaceae.